AUGAUACGUCAGCUGUGUUAUUGGUCAAAGAAAGCGUACCUAGUUUAUCCUAUUCAAGUCCUUGUAGGCGCGAUAAUAUCAAUAUUAGUGUCUGCAGAGACACUGAAUUAUCAAAAAAAAACAUAUACCCUAUUAAAAUCGUCGAAUCUCCUCAAUAUAAUCUUUGCAUAUAAGGCGAACAAAAUAUGGCCGAUUUUCUUCCUUAGUUUGACUCUACUGCAAAUAUACUUCCACUAUUUAGCUAGACUGGAUGUACUACCACUGCCGAUAUCGAGUUCUGAAACUGGCUCUACAUAUUUAUCCUAUAGUAAUCGUCGGCCCCUGCUCCAAAAUAGAGUGAUUAUUACUAUGGCUGCCCAAUAUGCAUGCAAAUUCGUCUUAAAGAAUCUGCUAUUAUUUUUGAGUUUUCAAUUUAUUGAUCAUGUUUUUAUUUGGACGGGAGGAGAAUGUAGUUCUGGUAGUGGAACAACAUCAGCUGAAAAAUGUCGCUUAGAGAAAGGGAAAUGGUACGGUGGGUUUGAUAUUAGUGGUCAUUUUUGUUUUCUUGUCAAUAUUAGUAUGAUUCUGUGGAUGGAACUACACUUGUUUAGUAGAUUUGUUCAAGUUGAAGACAUGCUUUGGGUAGUCAAUAAAUGGGUUCGAGCUUGCCUUGUUAUUAUCAGUGUUGUACUAUUGAUCUGGAUCUGCAUUCUCUGGGUUACUGCCAUUUACUACCAUACGAUUUUGGAAAAGGUGUUAGGUUGCCUUAUGGGGUACAUAUGCCCAGUUUUCAUAUACCACAUUUUACCGAGAAUCGAAUUAUUACAUGAUUAUUUGUAUAUAUGA
Saccharomyces eubayanus is the source of this 825-nucleotide messenger RNA. It is a transcript of the gene YFT2, whose product is annotated as Yft2p. The transcript has a single exon. Gene Ontology annotation, biological process: lipid droplet organization; phospholipid biosynthetic process; lipid storage. Lineage: Eukaryota; Fungi; Ascomycota; Saccharomycetes; Saccharomycetales; Saccharomycetaceae. The record is from RefSeq and is a predicted model, not a curated record. The coding region runs from base 1 to 825 and encodes 274 amino acids. Gene Ontology annotation, cellular component: endoplasmic reticulum membrane.